Fusarium sp. VM40 is the source of this 540-nucleotide messenger RNA. NCBI's taxonomy places the organism in Eukaryota, Fungi, Ascomycota, Sordariomycetes, Hypocreales, Nectriaceae. The record is from the annotation of a GenBank genome assembly.
AUGUACAACUCCCACGAAAAGUGGGAUCAUCCCAAGCACGAAACUCUCGAAAUCCUUCAAGGAUGGGUAUCCCAGCAUCCUGAUUACGACCUCAUCGAAGAGCGCUUUGAAGAAUGGAAGGGAAUCAUGGAUAUCAAAGUAUGCCAGGUAAUGGCUUUGAAGCUGGUCUACAGACAACGCGUUGAGAAGCUCUUCAACAUUCUCUGGUCCGUUCCUGCUGAUAGCACUCGCUAUGAACCACUUGUUGGUUGGGCUGCCCUUGUUGAGGAGGAGACGAAGUGGGCUGAAUACAGACUCAUGGCAUUCGACGUGGAUGUCGCCGGCAUGGUUGACAAAGAAAAUGAUACACACCUUGUAGCAUCAGGGGCAUCGGCCACCCGAACCCCAAGACCCUCAACGAUUAAGGUGCGGAAGACUCAGAACAAGCCCGCGACAAAGACCAAGGUGGUCAAAACAACACAUGUAUUGAGGUGGGGGGGCUACAGGCUAGCCACAAGACCAGAUAUGUUUGCGGAACCAGAGAGAUUUGCGAAAGAAUGA